UCUCACUUAUAAUAAUCUUCUAUUGGGGAGGUUAUAUUUUUCUUCUUUCAAUUCUUUCAAUUAAGCUUUAAUCACUUCAAGUGUAUUAUGGCAAAUCAUGCAACAAAACAUAGAACACAAACCAAACCAACAACACCUUCAUCAAUUUCUGAAACAUAUCAACCAAAAAACCCUCAUGAAAAGCUCUACACUGAUUUCAAAAUUUACUUUCCCUUUAGCAUUCCUUUAACUUCAGAAGCUGCAGCGAUUCGUGUCAUAAGAAACAUCGAAAAUCUUGGACUAUAUUACACACUUUUUGUGUGGAUCAUACUCUUCAUAAUCCUCAUCCCUCAUCACAAAACAUCAUUGAUUCUGUUGGUUAUAAUGACAUAUGUGAUAACCAUUUAUCAUUUACUACUAAGAGCAUGUCCCAACAACGUUGUGCUACAUAGAAGAGUUGAUAAAAGGUUUGUAUUGUGUGUGUUAGUGUUUGCAACAAUAGUGCAAUUGAUUUUGACUGAUGCUGGUAUUCGUCUUGCAGUUACUUUAGCUUGUGCUGUGCCUUUGGUUUUGGUGCAUGCAGUUUUAUGGGUUAGUCACUAUGUUUUUGAGGUUGAGGAUGUUUCUUGUUGUUGUUGUAACAAAGAAUUGGCUCCACUAGUUGGUCAUAGUGAGUUUGGAGGUGAUGGCCUAGAAAAUGUUUGAUUUUUCUGUGUGUCGGGUCUCAAACCGAGUCUCUCGAGGUUGAAGAGAGAAACUCUCAACCAUGUGACUCUCGAGAGACAGGUGAAAAUGUUUGAUUUUUGUUAGAGAUAGUUUGAAAUUUUUGUUAGAAUUAGUUGAAUAUUGUUUAAAACAGUAUAAGUUAAUUGUAAUUAGUUGCUAGUUGGUAGUAUUUGUUACAUUUUGAUCACUAUUCACCAUCUAAGGUGAUC
This is a messenger RNA of Medicago truncatula (barrel medic), 914 nucleotides long. RefSeq lists its product as uncharacterized. The transcript has a single exon. Bases 88 to 684 code for a protein of 198 amino acids. The record is from RefSeq and is a predicted model, not a curated record. NCBI's taxonomy places the organism in Eukaryota, Viridiplantae, Streptophyta, Magnoliopsida, Fabales, Fabaceae.